AUGUCAAGCCCACCAUGGGAUUUCAUUGCGAAGCUCGUCUGCAUCGGUGACUCAGGCACAGGUAAAUCGAGUCUCACUGUCCGCCUUUGCGAGGGCCGUUUCAGCACUACCCAUGAUGUGACCAUCGGAGUAGAAUUCGGUUCAAGAAUAGUGCCGGUUGGCCCACCAGCGUCAGAUGAAAUAGGAGUCAACUUCGACGAUACCUCUCUAGCAUCAACCCCAUCUGCUCUCUCACCGUCAGCAUCGUUCGCAGGCACCAUCAAUAACCAGGCUGUCAAUAAGAAUGGGAAGCCUGGCAGUGAGAAAUCCAUCCCUCCGUCUCCAAGGAGCCUCUCCGGGCUCCCUCCACCCCCAAUCAAGCCUUUAGAACCCCCAGUUCAAAAACGCAUGAAGCUAUCUCUCUGGGACACAGCAGGCCAGGAAACAUACAAAUCUAUCACAAGAUCCUAUUUCCGCGGUGCAUCCGGCGCCCUGCUAGUAUUCGAUAUAACUCGACCCCCAACAUUUGCUUCUUUGACCCAAUGGCUUCAGGACCUGCGGCAGAUCGCCGAAGAGCGCAUCGUGGUCAUCCUGGUCGGCAACAAGAGCGACCUCGUCGACGACUCAAAGGGCAAAGAAAGAGAUGCUGAUAACCCCGACACUAGUGCCGAUACUAAUACAGAUAAUGAUAAUAACAAACAACAGCGUGUCACACGCGAGGAGGCGGAGGAAUGGUGCAGGCAGAACAACGUCGUCAGAUACGUUGAAACAAGCGCCAAGUCAGGCGAGAAUGUCGAGAGAGCGUUCCGUGAAGUGGCAGAACGAAUAUACAGAAAUAUACAGCACGGCAGAUAUGAUUUAAAUGACCGACGGAGUGGAGUCAAGGGGUACGGCGCCUCAGCUGGGCCGGGAAACGGACGUGUCCCACGAACCGUUAACCUGGGUGUCAACGACGCCAUGCGGAGAGGUCAUCGUGGAUGGACAGGCGGAUGCUGUUAA
Molecule: messenger RNA, 978 nt
Organism: Microsporum canis CBS 113480
Lineage: Eukaryota; Fungi; Ascomycota; Eurotiomycetes; Onygenales; Arthrodermataceae
Product: GTP-binding protein YPTC4
Exons: 2
Coding region: 1-978 (325 amino acids)
Biological process (GO): regulation of endocytosis
Cellular component (GO): endosome
Molecular function (GO): GTPase activity; GTP binding
Source: RefSeq, a predicted model, not a curated record